CGCAUGCGGUCGCGAUGUUGAACUAAUUCGACACAGCACAAUGAUGCUGGACAUGAGUCGUGUGACUGUCGUGGCAGACAUUUUAUUCAGUAAAAAACAUUCAUCAGAAGCAGGAAUCCACUGCUGCUGCUCCAGAGUCUUUGUGCAGGACAGAGAACUGUAUCGUUCGGACAAAAGACUCUUUUCAUUUGACCAACCGGAAACUGCUUUUCAAGAAGGCCACCACCAAGAAGAUGAAGAAGAAGAAGAAGAUGAAGAAGAAGAAGAAUUAGAUGAAGAGGCUCAGCUGAUGUCUAGCAUGGGUCUUCCUCUUGCCUUUGCCAGCUCUUCCAGACGACACAAAGAGGAGAAAGGCUGCAAGAAAAAGUCAGCUCCAUACCCGACUAAGCCUCUCCAAGACCAGCAGGAAGACACCACCAACCAAGACGACAGGAACGGUUUGGAGGAAGAACUGGAGACGGAGAGCCUGGGGGACCAUUUGGAGACCAUGUGUGACCACCAUGAAGGCUGGCAGGCCUACUGGGCCCAACAGGGUGAAGGUCUGCUGUGGAGCAGCUGGCAGGACAAGCAUGGGUCUUUAGAAGGUUCCCAGGUGGCUCCUUGGGACCAUCCCAGCACCAAGACCACCUGGGACCAGCACGCCACAGACACCUACUACCUGUACUGGGAGCAGUACUCCUACUGGGCAGCACAGGGAUGGACCUGUGAGGCAGCGUCAGAGGAAGACUUCAACCUUCUUCUAGAACACAACUGCUCCUUACGCUCACCUGACUCUCAAACAACAUGGCCUCAAGUUGCUACCCACGGCCUUCCAGACCAGCCCUGUGAUGCAGGAGACUGUGGCAAGAAGUCUGAUGUUUCCUCUCAGCAGGAAGCUACCCAGCCUACAGACUCCCGACUAGCUGCUGGCAGCACCAGCCAAACAGUGACUUCCGGAAUGUUCAAUGGUGACCAUGAUGAGGAUGAUGAUGGUGGAGAUGAAGGUCCCUCAAGAGGACGUGCCAAGGUCAAACGCAGUCAUGAACUUGAUGCUGAGGAGACGCCUCAUCUGUCACGUGAUGAAGCCUGGAAGAAACUUGGACUCAAACACAAUCCACAAUCUAUGUUUGACAAUGUGUUCGACUUCAAAGACGUUCCAGGCCAGAAGCGAUGGAGGCGAUGGUGCUCCAAGAAAGGUGGCAACAGCAUCAACCAACACAUCAGGUUCACAGAGGACCAGGAGGACCAGGAGGACCAGGAGGACCUGACACAGCCACAGUGCAGCAGCACCCUUCACAAGGAGAGGAAGGUGUCACACUCUGAUGUGUCCCCACAAGACCAGGAGAGGAAGGUGUCACACUCUGAUGUGUCCCCACAAGACCAGGAGAGAAGUAGCAGCUCCUUGGACCCUGAGGAGUGUGAAGGAACAUGUCUCCUUCCUCCUCUUCUUGAUGAAGGAACAUCUCAUCCACGCUUAGAAGUUCUGCAGAUACCCCACACACCUGCUGGCAAUGGUGAUGGCAGGAAGUGUAAGAAGAAGAAGAGGAAGUGGGCCAAUAAGAAGCAGCAGCAGCAGGUCCCAGCAGACAUGGCAUCAGAACCAGGUCUGGCCAAGUACUGGGCUCAGCGCUACAGACUCUUCUCCCGCUUCGACCAAGGAAUCCGACUAGACCGAGAGGGUUGGUUCUCCGUCACGCCAGAGAAGAUCGCAGAGCACAUCGCCCUGAGAGUGGCUUGCAACUUCUCGCACGCUCAGCUGGUCAUCGAUGCCUUCUGUGGCGUGGGAGGAAACGCCAUCCAGUUUGCACUCGCUGGCAAGAGAGUGCUGGCGGUGGACAUCGACCCGCUGCGUCUGGACUUGGCGCGCCACAACGCCGCCGUCUACGGCGUGGAGCGCCACAUCGACUUCGUGCAGGGAGACUUCCUCCAGCUAGCGCCUCGUCUGCGCGGUGACGUGGUCUUCCUGUCUCCCCCCUGGGGGGGGCCAGACUACCUGACUGCCCAAGUCUUUGAUCUCAGGACCAUGAUGGAGCCCGAUGGUUUUCACAUCUUCCAUGUGGCCAAUCAGAUCACAGACAACAUCGUCUACUUCCUGCCUCGCAACGCUGACAUGGACCAGGUUGUCUCCCUGGCGGGUGCAGGAGGAAAAGUGGAAGUGGAACAAAACUUACUCAACAACAAACUGAAGACCAUCACUGCGUACUUUGGUAGUACUUUGAUCCAUUCACACUCCUGAAAACUCUCAUCAUCAUGUACG
Molecule: messenger RNA, 2236 nt
Organism: Nerophis lumbriciformis (worm pipefish)
Lineage: Eukaryota; Metazoa; Chordata; Actinopteri; Syngnathiformes; Syngnathidae
Source: RefSeq, a predicted model, not a curated record